AUGAGUUCUACACUAUACAUGAUCGCCUUUAUUAGGCGUAGGCCUGAUCUUACAGAAGAACAAUUUUACAACCACUGGAGGAAUAUUCAUGCGCCCAAGAUUGCGUACUGGGCCAAGAAAAAUGGCAUCAUUGGGUACACGCAGGUAAGUCAUCUCAUCAAAGGGAUCACCAGUCAAAUAGCCCGUCUAACAUCAUUUAGAUUCACACCCCUAGAAAUGCCACUCCCCCUCACCAUCAUGGAACAUGACGGUGCCGUGAUAUGGGAGAUCCCGAGCUUGGAGCAUUAUAUAAAUGCUUUUAAAGAUCCUUACUAUGCCAGUGAUAUUGCGCCGGAUGAGGAUAACUUUCUUGAUAAGAGUAAAGAAGUGGCAACGAUAACAUUGGGCAAUUUUCACAACAUUGUCGCAGGGGCUAAACCUCUUAUCGAUUACAGUUUGGAGGAACCAUCGAAAACAGAGUAG
Trichoderma harzianum CBS 226.95 is the source of this 462-nucleotide messenger RNA. RefSeq lists its product as hypothetical. Bases 1 to 462 code for a protein of 153 amino acids. The record is from RefSeq and is a predicted model, not a curated record. The transcript has 2 exons. Gene Ontology annotation, molecular function: oxidoreductase activity. Lineage: Eukaryota; Fungi; Ascomycota; Sordariomycetes; Hypocreales; Hypocreaceae.